ACAGACGCAAAGGCUCAUGUGAUCAGCCAAGACAUCAGCUGCUUCCAGAGACAGAUUAACCCUGGCGCUUUUCCCGGUACCUCUAAUCCUGAUUCCAGUACAAGCCUUGAUUCCAAUCACAGCAUCGCAUCCUCUACAAUAAGCAGACAAGAAGAUGAGAUUCCAGAGAAAGGAAAUAAAAUGAAGGAAAAACAGAUGAAAAACUCUCAUGAAUACAGCCAGGUCCUGGUUGUGACACAUGGAAAGGAAAAAGCAGCGGGGUUAAUUAAAGAUGAUAACAGUGAACUGGCCAAUUCCAGUUUUACAGGACAGUAUAAUGAGGAGGAGUCUGCAAGAUCUUUUCAGGCGGCUGUCAUGCAGUGGAGGAAAGAAAGGAGAGAUGGAACAAGAAAGCUUGUUACAACUGAUGCCCUGUGGACACCCUUUAAACCAGCAUUAGUGUCAGCAACGUCAACCCAGACUGACCUCCCUUCAGACAAAGAAGCUGAAGGACAGAAAAGGGAAGGAGCAGAAGGAAAGCUCAUUGUCAAACUGGAGUUUUCAAAAAAUAGCCUUACCCACAUGGAAAGACUGCUUCUCAAGAAGCACCGCAGGACUCCAUUUGAAAGUCCUCGAUCACAGGAUUUUGGCAUGGAUUUAAAACCACUACCUUCCAUAGACACUGAGGAAGAGAUGGCAACACACCUAACUGCUGAAGAGGAGGAUUUUCGUCAGUAUUGCUCAUCAUUGUUCAGUGUCCCAGUCAGCAAGGAAAUGGCUGGACCACAGGUCUCCACAUCUGGGUUGUCUCUUGUCAUAGAAGACUUGGAUGAUAUAUGCAGAGAUAUGAUGGUCUCUUUUGCUGAACAGAAGUUGGAUAACAACAGAAUGGUUUCAGAAGCUGAUGACUCCUCUCUCCAUCCAGCCCAACCAUCCAUCACAGCGGCUCAACCCAAAACAGCUUCUGUGUGUACAACAUCUGCUCAGGAGGCUGCCAGAACAUCAAAGAAAUCAGCCAAGUCGCCAUUUUCCAACUAUGGAUCACCACAGUUCUCCUCAUCCUCACCAGAUUCCCCAUUCAGUACUCCCAUGCCCCCCCUGCCUCCUGUUUUAACUUCAACAGACGUAUCAGUUGUGGAUGGCCCGGCGUCAGUCAUCCCAGAGGAGCAUCUUUUCUCCUCUUCAUCAACUCCUUUUUCUCUGAGGUCUACGUUCAGUGUCUCUCCAUCAGACUCUGCUCAGCAACUCUUAUUGCCAAAGUUUUACCACUCAACCCCACAACAACAAGACAGCAAGCAUGAGAUGAGGAGGGGAGGUCUUAGCCUGAUGUGUGAAGAAGAUUCCUGCAGAGAGAAAGCUCCGACUCAUCUACCAAGCCAGAAAUUAAGAGAAAUGAACGAUCAGGAAAUGUGUCACCCAGAUGAUUCAUUUCGACCUGCAAAGGAAACAAAAGAAAAAGAUUUGGAAAAUAUAGACAAAGAACAGCAGCAAGAACCACAGAUGGUGAUGCGAAACCAGACUGCUGAGUUUGGAUCUGAGCAGCUCUGUGAUCUGGAUGGGUUUUCGCCUUUAGGUUUUGACAUGGAUACCAGUCGCCCUGACUCACCAAAGCAGACACUCUGUGACGAACUUCACACAUGCCAAUUUCUAGAGCGUGACUCGGACCCAACAGGUUGUUCAGUAUCCCAAGCCUCUCAAGUGGUUACGGUGAUGUGUAGCGUGGAGCUGUCAGGCUGUGAGGAUCCAGAUUUGGACAAUGAAAUAACUGCGCAUCUUAUGCACAACAUGGAGCAGGAGCUAAAACUUGUGGCAAAUACACAGUUCAACUAUUUAGGAAUGGAUACAGGAGACAGUGGGAAGGAAAUCCAAGAUGAGAGCGGUCAUUUUAAAUGGGAUGUGCCCAGCAAGAAACAUGACCCCGAGGAGGAGACUCUAGAUGGAGAUCGACAGAGUGUCCUCUUACUGCCAUGACUCACCCUGUCAAGCAGAGACAAGCAAAAAAAAAAGUUCAUAUUUGAUGUUAAUUAUUUUCAUCAGUUGUUUUGCAGAUGCGUUUCCUCACACUUAUAUAAAAUGAAGAGUUUAAUAAGUUAUGUAUUUUCUCUAAUUAUAUGCGAUAUGCGUGUGCCUCGCUUCUGUGCACCAUGUUUAUGUUAAUCAUUUGGGUGUUCUGUGCCUUUCAGUGAGACGCAUGCCUCUAGAAGGAUUAGCUGAAGGAAUAACACAAUUUGACAUGCAAGGGAUGACGAUGGGAAGGGAGGUGACGGGAAGACAAAUGGUGUCUUUUCCUUUAUUCUCAGCAAGUGCCUGCCUGGAACCCUCUGACUAUGUGUUUGUAAG
Molecule: messenger RNA, 2319 nt
Organism: Cyprinodon tularosa
Lineage: Eukaryota; Metazoa; Chordata; Actinopteri; Cyprinodontiformes; Cyprinodontidae
Exons: 13
Biological process (GO): cilium movement
Cellular component (GO): motile cilium
Source: RefSeq, a predicted model, not a curated record